AUGGCCUCCUUGCUCGCGUUGCGGUCGUGGGAGACAGCGGGCAUCCGACCUCUGCCCUGCCGGACUCAUGUUGCCACAGCUAUCGAGCCGCAACUCUGCGAGCCCAAGACCUUCGACAUUCGUGUGGAUACCAGCUUGCAGCGUGAGCGCGAGAAGAUCUGCGUGUACGGUAUCGGCCAGCAGUUCGUUGAAUACGCGAGGCUUCUCACCGUCCCGCGGGUGGCAAACCGUUUCGGCUGGUCGCAGGACCAGUUUGUGAAUGGAACUCUGGUGGGCCGAGCAGCCUGCUGUUGGUCGCCAGAGCGGCUGCAGCAAUCCUUCGACACCAUAGCUGCGGAGUUCAAAACGGCAAACGACACGCUCUCUGCGAGAAGCUUUGCUCGGCUUUCCAGCGAAAUCCGUCUUCGUACAGCCGCAGAGCGGGACAUCGACUUCCAGUCGCCAGGAUUCGAUGGCCUUACCCUGCUGAAUAUCACGGACGACGAAUUCCGCGAGGAUUUGGUGAUCCUUUUCCCCAAGGCAAGGUCCUAUCUCCACCACUACAUUGAGAAGCUCUGGAACUUCAGACGACCUCUGCCCUGUCCAGCUGGUGCCUACUGCAAUGCGGGCACCUGUCCACGAUACUUGCUCACGGGAAUCGUGGAUGUGGACUUCGAUCGGCCCAGCAACGCCCUGGAGGAGGCAAGAAGACUGGCCGAGACCCACUACACCGAGAAGCUACGCGAAGUAUUUUACAACCGCACCUGGAAUGUCACCAUUCCUCCGGACAUGGAGCAAGGGGAGGACAUGGGUGGCCAUGCAAACGACUCCAACGACUCGUCCUGGUCGCCCCUCAACCGCUCGGACAGGUGGCACAAGCCAUCAGACUGCUUCGACAAGAACGAGACAGAGCCACAGGAGAGCAAGGCAAGGACAUCUGCGCCAAAGCAGGAUGCUACAUUCGAGAACUUCCGUGUUCUCAGCGAGUUCCAACAGAUGUCCACAGAGACUUUGGGCGCUCCAGCACCUGUACAGAGGCUCAACGAACCGAUGCACCAGCAGUAUGCCGUGGGGAAAGCGGCCGCUUUAGCACCCGAGUUGGCAUUUCGACAGCUGCUGGCACACAGGAAAGAGUUGUCCGAAGAAGAAUGGCUGCGCCUGUGGACGAACGUCAGCGCUGACAUUGCCAGCAAGAUCUGGCCGAAUGCCUCUGCAAACGUCUCGCUGGGCAACUGGACCUGGUUUGCCCAGAAUGCUUCGGGAGAAAACAUCACGCGAAGGCUUCAGGAGGAGACGUUCCUGGCCACCACAGAGUACCCGCUGGAAGCUAUCAACCCGCUUUCGAUGCGCGCUCCACAGCUGCGACCUUGGCCACAGCGCGAUGCAAUGCAACACGAUACAUGUGGUCGGACUCGUGUAGGCAGGAGUCUAGACCAUUGGGACUUACGUAUUUUCCUGCCAUGGCUGAACUGCAGAAUAGCCAGUCAUGUCGAUAUAGAUGUCAGGACUGGAACUAAGUUGUUUCUUCCAGCUCAGUGUUUCGACAAGAGAAAUCUGCAAACACUUGAGGCAGUGCAAAGCCGGCACUUUCUGCCCGAAUCUCAGCUGGCUACCACUGGGAUGCCGCGUGAAUGGCUAGCUAGCAGAGGUGUGCAAAAAUCGCAUCGAACCUCACGCAAGUAG
Messenger RNA from Symbiodinium sp. CCMP2456, 1662 nucleotides. NCBI's taxonomy places the organism in Eukaryota, Dinophyceae, Suessiales, Symbiodiniaceae. The record is from the annotation of a GenBank genome assembly.